CUGCACUCUGCUUUAUAAAAGGACCGGUUCACAGGGCUCCCCACUACCUCUGCACACUCAGAGCAUCUUACUGGCAGGUCAUCAUGGUGGAUCACUUCAUUGGCACUUGGAAGCUGUGUGACAGCCAGGGCUUCGAUGAGUACAUGCAGAGCCUAGGUAAGGAGCAGCAGGGGGUUAAUUUACUGUGUAAUUAGGCAGUUUCUACUCCCCUGUGGCAGGUCCUAAAUUGAGAUUUUAAGCAAUCAGUGGAAAAAUGUACAGUUUGUGGCUGGCUGAGCAUCGUUAGAUGUGUAGUCCACAAGGUUUGUUUUUUUAUUCUGUAUGUGGAGCUAAAAUUUAAAUUAAAAAAAAAAAAAAAUUAACAUGUUUAACAGUGCUCACAGAAGAUUCAGCUUUAAUGGUAAACAUGGAUUUAUUUUUAUUUUUUUAUGCUCCAUUCCUCUUCUGUGUGAUCCGGGAAGCCUUACUUUGCCCAUAAGAGUAUCCUCUGGCAUCACUUAACCUUCUGUUUCCACAGCUAACAUUGUAUCAUGACUUCUAGCUGUUGCUACAUUCCUCCAGUAGAUGAGAUGAACUGAUUCGGGCUGAAAGUGGAUUCUGAUCUCAUUGGAGCCAUCAUGUAAUUAAACCUACAUUGUAUUAACCUGGGAAGCUCGCUUGGAUCAGGUUGAAAUCCUGCUCUGGCACUGAAAGAGUUAUAUUUGUAUCCUGUCUAGUUAAUAGUAAUCGUGGGAGCACAUGUAGAGGAUCUAAGGCACCCAGUUUAUCCCACUAGCAGAGAGGCUGCAUCCAUGCAAACUGAGAGCUUCAAUUCCAUUCAAAUACAAAUUUCUGGAUCAGCUCUCCAUCCUCUAAAACCUGAUUCUUGUAGUGAUGACUUUGUGUUCCCCAAAAUCUGAAUCUUCUCCCCAACUCCUGUUGAGUGUUGCUGCAUCACCCCAUCCCCACUCAAAUAUGAGUAGAGCUGUAUUUGGUUCACAAUUAAAUAAGCAUUAUCAAUGAUAGAAGUCUUAAAGUGCAUGUGACUAUUUCUUGCCUUUUGAUGGGAUUUAGAACUGUAUUUAAACUGAAUAUAAAGUGAGUUUAACUUGAAAUUUAAAGUAACUCCACUGCCGGAAUAAACACCAAUUAAAAAAAUCACUAUUUAAUAGAUAUACCCCAAUCUAACUCAUUUAAUAAUGCAUUUUUCAUUGAGGGGAAACUCCAUUAAUCAAUGAGAUUUUUGCAAAGCAGGUGGUCUGAGGACCUGUCUGACUCCUGAAUUUGUAGCUCCACUGAGCUAAACAAACCAGGAGGUGCUGUCCCAUGGAAAGUCAGGGGGUGUAACAAGGUUAACUUUUAAAGUGACCGUUUCUAUUGAAAUCUUUACUUUUGUCAAAUGAGAGGUGAAAGGACACAUUCAGACACAAAGAAUAUAAGCAAGCUAAAGUGCUUUAGGUUCUGGAGUGUUCCUCGAAGGCCUAAGUAGCCAAACUAAAGCAUAACUUUAGAUUGGCUACCUUGACCUAUGAGGGACACUCCGACCUGUAAAGCACUUUAGCUUGCUGAGGGAAUAUUUCCAGUCUGGAUAUGUUAUCUUAAAUUUGAAAGUCACUUUGAAUUCUGACAAUUGCCACUUCAGAGAGAACCUCGAAGAGAAAUACUGCCUUAUGUUUGUGUUCAUUAAUGGAUUCUAUUCACUGAAAUAGAUAAAAUCUAUAACUUUACUUGGGAAUUGGAACAUUUUGAUUAAAAUAUUCAAAUUGAGGGGAAGACAUAUAAAUUGUUGGACAUGAUAGUUUUGGAAAAAUACCGAUUGGUUAAUUUAUAAAAUCACCUCAACUGAAAUAUGCUUAAAUGAGUGGGGAGCUUCCUAUCUCAUCUGCUGUGUUUGCGUCUCUGUAGUCACAUUCCUACAAAGGCUUACUAAAUCCAGAUCGCUGUACGCUCAGUCUGCCCACUGAAAUGCUGAGUGGACAGAUUGUGUGGUGUUUUUUUGUGGGUUUUUUGUCUUCUCCUUCUUCUAUUUAUAGAGCAUUUAAUACAAACUAUUUAAGGCAGGUCUGGGAUGUUUAGUAGGACCAAUCCUAUAUUGUAGAAAUAAAUUGAUGGCAAUAACUAUCAUUUUUUAUUUUUAUGGUUUUAAAUUAACUAUACAGGGAUUAAUUUAGUGAACUGGAAAAACAUGGUUAUUGUUAACCUUGGGCUAAGAGUGGAAACUUCUCAAACUUUAUUUUCCAGUUUGGUUUAUUCAUAUUUUAACAAUAGGAUCAUGAGUAAUUGACUAGUGUUAUGUGAAUGCCUAAUAGACUAAUGUACGGUGGGACUGUUCAGUUUGGCUGAAACUUUAUCAUUUUUUUUUUUUUCAAAUUUUUUUAUUUUUGUUCAUGUGACCAUUCAGCUUCGCUUAAUGCCAUUCAUUACACAUUUGGGGAAACAUUCAGAUGAACCAAAAAGUGCCAAAAGAAAAUUGGCCAACCAGUUUAAUCCAAAGUGCAUAACCUAAAAUAAAUGCAUAGAAAUAUUAUGUAACCCUUUUACUGUACAGUACACUGAUCAGUGUAUUUUCAUGCCAUUUGAUUCAAACCUAAGAGUGAAUAAGAUGUUCUAUCUAUAGAGUGUAUAUUAGUAAAAAAAGAAUUUGUUAGGUUAUAGUAUAUUCUAUCCUUUAUUUCUCUUUACGUCAAAUCCAGAACCUUGACUAUCGAAUCCCGCUAACCUUUUAUGGCCAUCCUACUAGUUUGCUCAGGUGUAAGUGCAUGGUGAUAUGGAAUUUGCCUGAACUCACAAUUUCUGCAAAAUCCAAAUACUCUAUUCUGAAUACUAAAUCUUGGUUUGGGUUUAGAUGGCUGCCCCAAUAGAUCAAGGAUAAGCUUAAAGAAACACUGAACUUGGAUAUUUGCUUAUUUGUACAACCAAAUACAGAGGCUUUAAUGCAUGCGUGCUAUUAUUUUAAGAACAGAAAAGUGGUGUGUGUGGUUUUAUUUUUUUUAUUUUUUUUUUUAUAGAAGAAACCUCCAAGCACCAUAACCAGUACAUCAUGUUUUCUUGUCUAUGGUGCCGGGAGUCUGGCAUUGUCCCACUGGAAGUUGUGAAACAAUUUUAGUUUGGUUUGACUUGACUGGGUUCUGCCAGGAAACUGAAAUAGGGUUGUACAUGUAAAGGCACUUCAAAAAUCUGUUUAGCUUAUUCUUUAGAUGAUUUAAUUAUGCGCUUAAACAAUAGAGAUGCCAUUUAAUUCCCUUACAGGAUGUUGUAUGUGUAAUAGUGGACGCUUAACAAAAAACAAACGUAUAGCUUACUCUAAAACUAAAUUAAGUUAAUUGAUGCACAGCAAGAAAAUCCCAAAUGUUGAAUUUUUUUUGUUGUUGUGAAAAGUACAAAAUACAAAAGGUGUGUUUGUAUAAUAUAUAUUUAUUCACAAUACAGUGCAGUUCAAAUGUGUGCAUAUAUACAGAACACUAUUGUGUAAUAUGAAAGGAAGACUUUUUUUUAAACUUAAUUACAGUUAAAAAAAAGUGCAACUCUAUAAAAUGCAUAUAGCCAAAAUUCAGUAUUUAAUAGUAGUUGUCACACGCAGUGAUACUUGGCUACCAAUAUCAUCUUCCUAAAAGUAUUAUAGAACAUCACACUUUAUGUAAUAUGAUUAAAAAUGCUGACUCUCAUAAAUGGAGAUAUUGGCUCUGGUUUUGCAGCUUUUGGGUCUUAUCUAGGCAACUCUUUCCUUCCCACAGAAUUUGUCUUCUUUAUAGAAUGACUAUAUAUUAAAGCAAAAGAGAAGGAAAUAUGAUGAAGUACAUCCGGGAAAAAUUGUUGAAAAAUGACAACCUUGUUUCACUCACGUGUUCUGGAGCUUUUCAUGGCAGGCUCUAUAUGUGCAAGAGGCUAUUAGGGUGACACAACCCCUUUCGUAGUAAUAUUGGAGAUCUCCUCAGUUACAAAGUAAUCUGUUUUGUGUUAUUUGUUAAGGGACAAAUGUAAAAACAAAGAAUCACUGCAUGUGAGACCAGAUGUGACACAACUGUACUAUUGAAUACUGUACUUUGGCUACAGGCACUUUAUAGAGUUGCACUUCAUUAACUGUAAAAACAAGGCAAUUUCUGCACACGACUGACUUUUAUAUUGCUCAAUAGCUUUCUAUCUGUAUGCACUUAUUUGAACAGCAGUGUAAUUGUGAAACAAGAUCUUUUAGUGAAUUUGCAUACACAAUUUUUAUUUUAUUUUAUAUAUAAAGUAAAAAAGCACUUUUAAAGGGAAACUCCAGUGCCAGGAAUACAAUCGGUUUAUACAAACCAAUCAGCAAUCUGCUGGCUAGUUAUGUUAAAUGGUCUCCAUAUUCAUUUCUCGUCUGCAGAACAAACAGUCCAGACAUUGUGUAAAUUCACUUUAUAAAAUGCAUGUUUGCAUAAACCUCUAUUCUUGUCUUGCAGGGGUUGGCUUUGCCACUAGGAAAGCCGGUGCUAUGGCAAAGCCCAAUGUAAUUAUAACGAAGAAUGGUGAUGAGAUCUGCCUAAAGACCGAAAGCACCUUAAAAACAACUGAGAUGAAAUUCAGACUGGGGGAAGAAUUUGAUGAGACCACAGCAGAUAACAGGAGAACAAAGGUGGGAUAUUUGCAUUGGUUAAAUAUCACUGUCUCAGGGCUCAAAGUAUUAUGACAAAAAAAUGUACUUCACAAGAAGAGACAACUGCACUCAUUCAGGGAACCACAGAGCAAUUACCUGAACCAUGCAAAUCCCUUACAUAUAGCGCAUUGAAGAAGCUUCAAACGCUCACUGGGUUCAAAUAUAAGGCAGUCUUAUUGGACAUCACAUACACUGCAACAUUUCGAGCUUAAUAUGUUGCUGUGUAAUUAAGUUAAAGUACUUUAAUCUAUAGUGUUCCUUCUGCUAAUACAGUGCAAGUGAAGAUCCCUCCCUAACGAGAAACACUUUUACUCAGCAAUCUGGUUUAAGUAGUGGUUUUUAUUUAAUUUUCUUUUCCCCUAUGCCUUAUGCCCAGCAGGGUAUAUGGGAUAUGUAGCUGAUCUCCAUGCAUAGGGUGGGUGUAAUGGCUCAUUACUCUGCAAAUGGUGAUAACCUCUUUAUGUGCAGCAAGUUCUAGUCUUCACCAAUAACUCCAUUUUCCUGUCAGUGCAUGGAGGUAGUCUAACCUGGCGCUGCACCCUCUUGCAAGAGAGGGAAAUGGGACAAAAGUUUCGCUCAAAAGAGCAGUGGUGUUGCCAAGCCGCACUAACGAUCACUACCAGUCUGAAUACUAAACUGGGCAGAGCAGUAAGUUCAACUAUGCAGGACUUGUGCCCAGCAACUAACCAUCCCAAUUAAGACACAGUGAAACUCUGUGCCUGCCCCUCAAGCAAGUCCAAUGCUAAAAACCUGCAGAGUCUGGCAGGCUGGAAUGGCCCACAAUAAGGUAUGCCAAAGUAUCCACUUCGUUGCACUCCUCUCCAAGAAGACAGCCCCUUAAUGUUAAAUGUCCACUAAAGUUUGUAAGUUUUUAUAAUGUAGUGUUUGUUUUUUUAUUUUUUGUAACCCCCUCUCGUAUAGGUAUAAAACUAGUAUCUUAGAUGGCCAUGUAGCACUAGAUGCAUGUAAAACCAUACUGUCAGUGUUCUUUAGGAAUAUAAGAACUGCGUGUUAUGUUCUGCUGUGUAUUGAAUGCUUAACCAAGCAUUGCAUUUCAAGACUUGACAGUCACAUGUGAUUGCCACAGAUCCUGGAGUCUUACUGUAAAAGUAAAACUCUUCUAUGUUUGAACAUCGUUAAACGUGUUGUGACACUGCAUUUUGCAGAAACAUGUUUUUGCUGUAAAAAGCAUAUUCUAACAAAUACGUAAUGUUGGAAAACCUAUAGAUUCUACUUAACAGCCAUCUUGGUUUUCUCGAUCCAGUGGUAGCAGCAGGACAUAAGCUCUCCCUGAAAAUUGUCUGCACUGUAGCGGCUGUUAACAAGGCUCAACUUACCUGCAUCUAGGCUGUUAAAAAUAUUGCCAGCCCCCAUUUAGGAAGCGUCUAUAAAUAUCAGGAGGAGUAUUUCACUUUUUUGUUUUGUUCACGCAGCCAAGCUGCAUUUCAUGUAUGAUCGAUCACACGCUCAACUGUCUGUAGGAAUUUGUAAUGCAUAUCCAUACCUCCCAAAUUAAUUUGUUCUGCUUUUCUAUUCUGAUGUCCCUCUGAUCUGUGAGCUCUGAGUGUAUAACUGAGCUCCACAGCAAAUGACUCAUGAUAACCUUAGAAAUCUGUCUGCGUAACGAUGUCGUCUUGUUCUAAAUUACGUUAAAUGCAUUUGUUUUUAUUAGUAAGUUGCCUAAAAUUCCUCACAACAGACCUGCCCCAGACACCCUUCCGUCAUACUAAAUGUAGGACUGACUUUAUUUAUUUUAUUUUUUUUAAAUAAAUAAAUUCAAAGUUCAAUUUAAUUUUUUUUUUUCCUAGGUGUUUAGGAUAUUAAAAGUGGCAAUGCUUGUUGAUGUCUCUUAAGGUUAAUUUUAAGUUGUAAUUUUGUCUUUUCUCCCCCCUCAAGACACUUAUCACUUGUGAUGAUGGAGUACUAACUCAGGUGCAGAAAUGGGAUGGCAAAGAGACUACAAUCCGAAGGGAGCUGAAAGAUGGACAAAUGUUGGUGGUGAGUGGCACCAUAUGUUGAGAAGUUGCAUGUUACUGGACCUACUCAAACUUUCUUACUCAAAAUAUAAAUAUAACCAAAAUAUGCUUAAUCAGUGGUUGUGUGAUUUGGUCAGCAGACUAACUCCUAGGCUUCAAACACUUGCUGUAAAUACACCUGCCUGUUCUCAGGCACAAUGUUUUAUUUUUACAGCAAAAAAUGUCCCUAUGACAAGCCAUGAGAAUGUAUACAUGUCUUAGUGGUGGUGUCUGUGGGCAUGUGAUCUGCUCCUGUGGGAUUUAUCUUUCUCUAGUUCUGAGAAGUUAAAGUGAAAGGAACAUUCUGAUGCUCUGUGAUUUUGUGCCUUUUAAUAAACUAUUCUUCCUCCUUUCAGACCUGCACCAUAGGAGAUGUGAAGUGUGUCAGACUGUACGACAAGGUGAAGGCAUAACAUUCUGUCUCCAAACCAGAUUGAAGCUACAGAAGAACAGCUCAGUUCAAUGAGCCAUGCUCAACUAUUCUAAUGCCAGCUUCAUAUCCACUUUAUUAAUCUGAUUUAAUCUGUGAAAUUUUAUACUGAAGCAAUGGUGUCCUCCAUCUAAAUUGCUGUGAAUCUGAAAUAAAACUUUCACCCCCAAAUUAUGGUGGAAAAU
Molecule: messenger RNA, 7233 nt
Organism: Pelobates cultripes (western spadefoot toad)
Lineage: Eukaryota; Metazoa; Chordata; Amphibia; Anura; Pelobatidae
Source: the annotation of a GenBank genome assembly